CAGGGAAGUUCUCCUCCCACGAAAGGGGCAGUGCGCGCGAGCCUCUCUAGAGCCCCGUGAUCGAGGGCGAGCCCUGCGGAGGUCGUGCGGGCAGAGAAGACUCAGCGAGCCCGGCAGGACAAACAUGGUGGUCCUACAUUAUUAUCAACGCCCCAGCGAGGCCGACAGUGGUCUCAACAGUCUUCUGCACUCUGCCCAAACAAUCGUGGGCAAUGGCGUCGAAGCGGUUCAGAAGGAGCUGUGCUUCAACGUUAACUGGACAGGAAGGAUACUCCCAAACUCCCAGGAGAUGGAGAUGUUGCAGUGGGUCUUUGGAUGUCCAUUCGAACAAGGUGACAUCGCAACCAAGUCUUUCCUCGACCCACGUCCGUCUGAUCUGCUGGUAGAGAUUGGUCCCCGGUUGAAUUUCUCUACAGCAUAUUCCACUAAUGCUGUCUCAGUGUGCCUGGCGGCUGGGUUAGAAAACAUUGACCGGGUUGAGUGUUCUCGGCGCUACCUUUUCAAGUGUGACCAACAGCCCUCAUCAGCCCAGGAGGCACAGCUAAUAGCCUCACUCUAUGAUCGGAUGACGGAGCAGAGCUACCCCGAACCCAUCAACAGUUUUGCUGUAGCUACCUGCCCUGAAGCAGUGUUCCACGUUGAUAUUCUAGGAGAAGGAAGACCUGCUCUUGCCAAGGCCAACAACCAGCUUGGUCUGGCUUUUGAUUCCUGGGACCUGGACUUCUAUACUGCUCUCUUCCAAAAACUGGGCAGAAACCCCACCAGUGUAGAAUGCUUUGACCUUGCUCAAUCAAACAGUGAACACAGCCGGCAUUGGUUCUUCAAAGGGCGUCUCCUAGUGGAUGGGGAAGAAAGGAAGGAAUCACUUUUCGAGUCUAUCAUGAAAACUCAAGAACGCAGCAACCCCAACAACGUCAUCAAGUUCUGCGACAACAGCAGUGCAAUCCAAGGUAGAGAAGUCCUUUCACUCUGGCCCAGUGACCCAUCCAAAGCCAGCCCCUUUGAGAAGCGGACGUCCACCCGACAUGGCAUCUUCACAGCUGAAACCCACAACUUUCCCACAGGAGUUGCCCCAUUCAGUGGCGCCACUACUGGGACAGGGGGGCGAAUCCGGGAUGUGCAGUGCACAGGUCGUGGGGCUCAUGUAAUUGCUGGCACCGCCGGGUACAGUUUUGGCAAUCUGCAUAUCCCAGGAUACCCAUUACCUUGGGAAGAUGCAUCUUUCGUAUAUCCUGACAACUUUGCCCGGCCGGUGGAAGUGGCCAUUGGGGCCAGCGAUGGGGCUUCGGACUACGGCAACAAAUUUGGGGAACCCGUUCUGGCAGGGUUCGCACGUUCCUUUGGGAUGCGCCUGGUGGACGGAGAGCGGCACGAAUGGAUCAAGCCCAUCAUGUUCAGCGGAGGCAUUGGCGCAAUCGAAGAUAUGCACGUGCGCAAGGAAGCUCCCCAGCCUGGGAUGGAUGUUGUCAAGGUUGGAGGCCCCGUCUACCGAAUUGGUGUGGGGGGAGGAGCUGCUUCUUCUAUCCAGGUGCAAGGCGACAAUGCCAGUGAGCUGGAUUUUGGGGCAGUGCAACGCGGUGAUGCCGAGAUGGAGCAGAAGAUGAAUCGGGUGCUUCGGGGUUGUGUAGAGAGUGGCGAGAACAACCCCAUCUGCAGUUUGCACGAUCAGGGUGCCGGAGGCAAUGGGAAUGUGUUGAAGGAGUUGAGCGAGCCUGCUGGAGCCACUAUAUAUUCAAGCCGUUUCCAGCUGGGAGAUCCCACGUUGAGUGUUCUGGAAAUCUGGGGGGCUGAGUACCAAGAAUCAAACGCUCUCCUGCUUCACCCGCGCCAUGCUGAUUUUCUACAACGGCUGGCUUGCCGUGAAAGAUGCCCUGUGGACUUCGUAGGCAGGAUUACAGGCGAUGGAAAGAUUGUGCUGGUGGAUGACACGAAGUCUCCAGCAAGUCAGGCAGAGGUGGACAAGGGGGAGACGGGAGAAAGGGACACUCCUGUGAAUCUGAAACUGGAAUGGGUUCUUGGCAAGAUGCCACGCAAGGAAUUUGUUUUGAACCGCAUGAACCGAGCCCUUCGUCCUCUGGAUCUUCCUAGCGCCCUGAGCGUGGUGGACGCCCUUCAACUCGUCCUGAAGCUCCCAGCUGUGGCUAGUAAGCGUUACCUGACAAAUAAGGUCGAUCGUUCGGUGACAGGGCUGGUGGCCCAGCAACAGUGUGUCGGUCCCCUGCACACACCCCUGGCAGAUGUGGCUGUAGUCGCCCUUUCCCCUUUUGAAACGGUGGGAGGAGCCACUGCUCUUGGGGAACAGCCAAUCAAAGGGCUUAUAAACCCUGCAGCUGGUGCCCGAUUGGCUGUGGGAGAAGCCCUCACCAAUCUGGUCUUUGCUCGUGUCACCGAUCUGAAGGACGUGAAGUGCAGCGGCAACUGGAUGUGGCCAGCCAAGCUCCCAGGCGAGGGGGCGGCCCUGGCAGAAGCCUGCAGCGCCAUGUGCUCCGUCAUGGGGGAGCUGGGUGUGGCAGUGGACGGCGGGAAGGACUCGCUCAGCAUGGCAGCCCGUGUUGGCACAGAAACGGUCAAGGCGCCUGGAACACUGGUCAUCUCAGCUUACGCAGUCUGUCCUGAUAUCACAGCCACAGUCACCCCUGACCUCAAAUGCCCAGAUGGGAAAGGUAAGAUGAAGAAGUGUUGAGAAUGUCAAACAUU
Python bivittatus (Burmese python) is the source of this 2697-nucleotide messenger RNA. Lineage: Eukaryota; Metazoa; Chordata; Lepidosauria; Squamata; Pythonidae. The record is from RefSeq and is a predicted model, not a curated record.